UUGUGGGCUCAUCUAAAGCUGAGUAACAGGAGGAGAAGAGUCUGGUGGAGCAGCAGAGGAACAAUUUCAGCCAUUUGGACUCAGCUCAGCCACUACAGAGGAAACAAUGACUUCAACACAGGAGGACCAACAUGGAGCGAGAAGUCAGCGCUCUCAGGAGGCCGACAAACCUCACAGAAGAAAGAGAGAGAAAAAAUACAGUUAUGAUGAGUGUGGAGAAGAUUUUACUGGAAAGUCUAACCUGAAACUUCAACAACUCAUCCACACUGGGAUGAGACCAUUCAGGUGUGACUUGUGUGGAACGUCUUUUACCAAGACAGUAAACUUAAAAAGACACCAACUCAUCCAUAGUGGAGAUAAACCGUACAGCUGUGACUUGUGUGGAAAAUCUUUUACCCAACCUGGAAACUUAAAAAGACACCAGCUUGUCCACAGUGGAGUUAAACCAUACACCUGUGAUCAGUGUGGUAAAACUUUUAAUUGCAGUGGCAACUUACUAAAGCAUGAAGUUACCCACUCUGGAAUUAAGGCGUACAGCUGUGACAUUUGUGGGAAAACCUUUAGCCUUUUAGGGAACAGAAAUAGACACCUACGCAUUCACACUGCAAAUGAUGUUUACUUCUGUAAUCAGUGUGGCAAACUGUUUACAACAGAUGCACACUUACAAUUCCACAUGUUUACCCACGCUGAAGAGAGACUUUAUAAAUGUGAACUGUGUGAUAAGGCUUUUAAAGCUCCACGUUACCUGAGAAAACACCACCAAAUGCACUCCAGAAAUAAACUCUACAAGUGCAGUUAUUGUGAGAAGCAGAGCGACACAGAUGGAUCCAGUUCUCAACCCUGUCAUCACUGUGGAGGUGGGAAAGCGUUUCGCUGUGACCUUUGUGGAAAAAUUUUCAAUCAUCGAUGGAACCUUACAAUACAUCAACGUAGACACACUGGAGACAAAAUGAGCUACUGCAAAAAAUGUGGGAGAGGCUUCCCCACUCGAAGUGAAUUAAAGCGCCAUGAACUCAUUCACAGUGGGGUCAAAAAGAACGUCUGUGACCAGUGUGGGUCAUCAUUUAUCACUGCAGAUGAUCUUAAAAGACAUAAACGAGUCCACACAGGAGAGAAACCAUACAAGUGCAGACACUGUGAGAAAUGUUUCACACAAUCAAGUAGUCGUAACCUUCAUGAAGGUACACACGGAAGAGAACUUCAGCUGUGACAAGAGCUUCAGGAAUCUCAGUUCAUACUCCAAACACAAUCAAUCCCACGCUGUAAAUAAACUGUUUCACUGUUACCAAUGUGCAAAAACAUUUACUUCAUUAUCUGUUCUGUGCAAACAUCAGCUUGACCAUGCAGAACUGAAAUCACUGGAUCACAAUGACUCUGAGGGGACAGAAAGUUCCUCUUCUGGUUUCAGGGUCAGACUUAAAAACCUUGAGAUCAGGCUCCACAGAGUUCAGAGUGAAUCUCCUGUAAAGAGUGUCAGCUGAUGCCACACUUGGAUCUGAUGAGGUAGCUCUGCUUUCUGGACCUGCAGUGAAUAAACCUGAAUGUUAUAACUAGGAAGGCACAAGUAUAAAUAUUUACAUCAAGUUUUUGUCUUUUGUUUUUUUUUUUGUUUUUUUUUUUUAAGGAAUCUUAACAUUUUUCCCCCUUUACAAACAGUAGCGUUUAGUCUCAGUACUUCCAUGGAUGCUUUUUGUGUUUAAUAACCAGUAACCAUCAUGGCUUGAUAAAUAGAACAAUAGAUAUAUCCCCACUCUUAAUACACCCAAUCACUGCAGUGUCAUUAGAUAAACUUUUACAGGUGGCAUGUUUCUCCUUCCUACUAGAAAUCUGAGGUGUAUAAGGUAAACAGCAAUGGAGAUCAAAAUCCUUCGGCACUAUUAUUUGCCCUGCAGUGAACUGGAACUUGUUCAUCAUGUACUAUUAGAAUGUCAGGUCUAUGUUCAGGAAAGGAACAAGGCAUUAAUAGUCAAUUUUUAAGAAGCUGAAUGUGACUAGGCUCUUUGACAUUCAUUUAAACACGAAGCUUCAGAAGGAUUUCAUAAGAUGGUCUAUACCGCAGUUUGACUUCAGUCUAGCAUAGAGGUGAUAAAGAUGAUUGUGUUACUAACUCUUUUGUGUCUUUUUCUUUUACUGUCUGUUGAAAUCCUAGUGCCACUAAUCUAGGCAACACAGUGGUAUAAGAUAGCGAUGUGCAAAUGAAGCAGUGAACCACUUAAUCAACUGAACUGAAAAUGGGUUCAUUAAUUCAAUGCUUUGUUUCAGCGCAUCUAGUGGCGAAAUGGGAGACAGUAAAAAAAAAAAGUCUAAAUAAUCAUGUGCUGAGCAUAACUGGGGGUUGUGCAAAAGAUACAAAUAUACUUGUGUAAAGAUGGAUUUACUGGUCAGUUGAUUCUGUAAAUGUACGUACUGUAGCUGAAGGAAGGAUGUACUGGGACGGUAUGGUGUGCUCAUGUAACUAGGGCAGGGUGUGAUUAUGUACAGGGGAUGAAGAGCCGAACAUUUUGUUUUUAUUGAAAAGAAUAUUUUUUCCUCUUUUUGGAAUGGCUUCAUUUUUUGCUGACAGUUUCUUCAUGGCCCUGAUGAGGCUUGGUGUUGCUUUGCUACCACAAACAAAUGUAGGUAAUUACUUGGACAUGUUCUCUCCCAUCAGUUCUGCUGUCAUGUUGGUGGUAUUGCCCAUUAUGGCCAUCUUAAUAAAGAUCUAUCUGUCUAUCUCCCCAUGACUCUCUUCUGCUGGAACAUUUCUACUGUCACCAUGUAAAAUGGGUUGAGCAAUGCUAAAUAAG
Messenger RNA from Pelmatolapia mariae (spotted tilapia), 2786 nucleotides. RefSeq names its product zinc finger protein 665-like. NCBI's taxonomy places the organism in Eukaryota, Metazoa, Chordata, Actinopteri, Cichliformes, Cichlidae. Bases 107 to 1210 code for a protein of 367 amino acids. Gene Ontology annotation, biological process: regulation of transcription by RNA polymerase II. Gene Ontology annotation, molecular function: RNA polymerase II cis-regulatory region sequence-specific DNA binding; DNA-binding transcription factor activity, RNA polymerase II-specific. The record is from RefSeq and is a predicted model, not a curated record. The transcript is spliced from 4 exons.